Molecule: messenger RNA, 2716 nt
Organism: Melitaea cinxia (Glanville fritillary)
Lineage: Eukaryota; Metazoa; Arthropoda; Insecta; Lepidoptera; Nymphalidae
Product: pre-rRNA 2'-O-ribose RNA methyltransferase FTSJ3
Exons: 10
Coding region: 113-2659 (848 amino acids)
Biological process (GO): maturation of 5.8S rRNA from tricistronic rRNA transcript (SSU-rRNA, 5.8S rRNA, LSU-rRNA); maturation of LSU-rRNA from tricistronic rRNA transcript (SSU-rRNA, 5.8S rRNA, LSU-rRNA); rRNA methylation
Cellular component (GO): nucleus; nucleolus; preribosome, large subunit precursor
Molecular function (GO): rRNA (uridine-2'-O-ribose)-methyltransferase activity; rRNA (guanine) methyltransferase activity
Source: RefSeq, a predicted model, not a curated record
AAAACCACUCGUCAAGUCGUCAAAACACGCAUGUCGUUUUACCUUCGUUUCGACUUUUAAAGUAUUGUUGAAUUUUGAUUUUUAUUUAUCGAUGCUUCGGUGAAAGCCAAACAUGGGGAAAAAAACCAAAGUAGGAAAACAGCGAAAGGAUAAAUAUUAUCAACUAGCAAAAGAGACAGGUUAUCGUUCUCGAGCUGCAUUUAAGUUAAUUCAAUUAAAUAGAAAAUUUGGCUUUCUACAAAAAUCACGAGUAUGCAUAGAUUUAUGUGCGGCACCCGGAGGAUGGAUGCAGGUGGCACAUCAAAAUAUGCCCGUAUCCAGCAUUGUCAUUGGUGUCGAUUUGUUUCCAAUCAAGCAAGUUCCCGGUUGUAUUAGUCUUACAGAAGAUAUAACAACAGAAAAAUGUAAAACUGCAAUUAAAAAAGAAAUAAAAACAUGGAAAGCAGAUGUCGUUCUUCACGACGGAGCACCUAAUGUUGGGUUAAAUUGGAUACACGACGCGUAUCAACAGGCGUCCCUUACACUAAGUGCUAUGAAAUUAGCAUCACAUUUUCUAAGAGCUGGUGGAUGGUUUGUUACCAAAGUUUUCAGAUCUAAAGAUUACCAUGCAUUACUGUGGGUUCUGAAGCAAUUUUUCAAAAAGGUCCAUGCAACAAAACCUCAGGCAUCUCGUAAUGAAUCAUCUGAAAUUUUUGUUGUAUGUCAAGGCUAUAUUGCUCCAGAUUCUAUAGAUCCUAAAUUAUUGGAUCCAAAAUAUGUAUUUGAAGAUUUAGAAAUAAUAAAGAAAAAGCAGAACAAUAUAUUACACCCAGAAAAACAGAAGAAAGCUAAAGCUGAAGGAUAUAAAGAAAAUGAUUACACAACCUUUAACAGUAUUUCUGUGUCUGAGUUUCUGGAAAAGGAUGACCCGAUUGACUUAUUACAAGGAUGUUCAGAGAUUUUAUUGGAUGAUGCAGAUAUUGCAAAUCAUCCAAAAACUACAAAUGAAAUUAAAGAAUGCUGUAAGGACAUUAAAGUCCUUGGAAGGAAGGAUGUCAAAGCACUGCUAAGCUGGCUUAAGCAUAUCAAGGAAUGGAAACUUCAAGACCAGUCUUCAGAAGGUAAAACAGGUGGAAAAGAUGAGGCAGAAGCUGAAGUUGAAACCGUAAAAGAUGAAAAUGAAGAAGUUGAGGCUGAAAUAGAAGAAUUACAGGAGGAAGAAAGGAGACAACUCAAAAGGAAAAGAAAACAAUUAAAUAAACAGAGACAAAAACUAGCUGAGAAAAUGAAUCUUAAGAUGGUAUUGAAAGGUGAUGAUGGUCCCAUACUAGAAAGUCAUGACAUGUUUUCACUUGCUGAUAUCAAGGAUGGAGAGCAAUUAAAAAUGGUAAUUGACCAGCGACCCGACAUUGUGCUAGAUGAGAAAGAUGACUCUGAUGAUGAAUUAAAAAUGAAAUCCAAAUAUGUCAAGUAUGAUGUUGAAUCCUCAAAAUUAGAUUCAUCAGGUCUCUUCUAUAAAGAUUCAGACAGUGAAUUGGAAAUGGAAUCUGAUUCUGAUAAUGAUGAAGAAAAGGAAUCAUUAGCUUUCUCUGAUUCUGAUAAUGAAACUAAAAAAAUUGAUAAAUUAACUAAACUAAAUACAUUAAGGAACAGUAAGGUAAAAAAUACAGUAUCAAUUCCAAAAAAUAAUCCCUUGCUAACUGAUCUGGACAAUACUGAUCCAGUUUCAAAAAGAUCAAUGAAGGCAGAACUUUGGUUCCAAAAAGAUAGUUUCAAAGACAUAGAUGAAGAAGAUGACGAAGGAGUUGAUUUAGACAAAUUAGCUGAGUCCUACAGAGAAAAAGGAAAGACAGUCAAAGAAAACUUUUCGGAAAAUUCUACAGAAGUAAAAAAUACUGGUACUAAGAGGAAACAAGAUGAGCUAAGUGAAGAUGAUGAUUCAUCUGACAGUGAUUAUGAUGUGGAGGGUAAUGCUGCACCAACUGUGCAAAAAACGGGCGCUAAAACCAGUAAAAAAGAUGGUUUUGAAGUUGUUUCACAAGAUCCUGAAUUGAAAAGAUUAAAGAAAACUCUAAAAAUGGAUACUGAAACUCUAGCACUAGGAACUAUGAUGGCCACUUCGAAAAAAUUUAAACGAGAUUUGAUUGAUGAUGCUUGGAAUCGGUAUGCUUUUAAUGAUAAAAAUCUCCCGGAUUGGUUUGUUGAAGAUGAGAAAAAGCAUAUGAAGAAAGAAGUGGCAGUACCAGAGAAAUAUUCCGAAGAAUACAAAAACAGAUUACAAGAUAUAAACGCCAGACCAAUAAAGAAAGUUGUCGAAGCUAAAGCCAGGAAGAAGAAACGCAUGAUUAAGAAAAUGGAACGUGCAAAGAAAAAGGUCGAAGCUGUUAUGGAAAAUGCAGAUAUGUCAGAACGAGAAAAAGCACAACAGAUUCGACAUUUAUAUAAGAAAGCACAAACAGAUGGUAAAAAGAAGGUUACAUACGUGGUCGCCAAAAAACAUACGACGGCUAAGAAAAUGAAACGUCCUGCUGGAGUAAAGGGACAGUAUAAAGUAGUCGACCCGCGAAUGAAGAAAGAUUUACGUGCCCAGAAGGCCAAGGAAAAGACAAAAGGUCGCGGCAAAAAAGGCAAGGGGAAUAAGAGUAGGCCUCACAAGCAGAAAGUUAAGAAGACAAAAUAAUUGUUUUCUGUAGAUGUAAUAUGAUAAAUGUAUAAAUUAAUAAAUGUGAUGAAAUAA